Messenger RNA from Zerene cesonia (dogface butterfly), 2474 nucleotides. It is a transcript of the gene Tpr2, whose product is annotated as dnaJ homolog subfamily C member 7. The coding region runs from base 1 to 1482 and encodes 493 amino acids. The transcript has 8 exons. Gene Ontology annotation, molecular function: protein binding. NCBI's taxonomy places the organism in Eukaryota, Metazoa, Arthropoda, Insecta, Lepidoptera, Pieridae. The record is from RefSeq and is a predicted model, not a curated record.
AUGGCAGAAUCAGAAGUUGUAGACUUGGAUCUCACAAUCGAUGACUUAGUACCAAAAAGCCCAGAAAAAUUGGCUGAAGAAAAAAAGGAAAACGGAAACCAUUUAUAUAAAUUUAAAAAUUAUAAAGGAGCUUUGGCUAUGUAUGAAGAGGCUAUCAAACUUUGCCCAGACAAUGCUGCAUACUAUGGCAACAGAUCUGCCUGCUACAUGAUGCUGGGAAUGUAUAAAAAAGCUUUGGAAGAUGCUCAAAAGGCUGUUGCACUUGAUCCAACAUUUACCAAAGGCUACAUCAGGAUGGCUAAAUGUUGCAUUGCUCUAGGUGAUUUAUCUGGUGGAGAACAAGCAGUAAAUUGUGCAACCGAACUUGGGGGUGCAGAUUGUGCUUCAAAUGAAAAACUGGCUCUUGAUUCUUUGAGGCGAUUACAUGAAGAUGCUCAACGUGCUUUAGAAGCUGGUGACUUCCGACGUGUUGUCUUUUGUAUGGAUCGCUGUCUUGAAUACAGUCCAUCAAGUUCGAGGGCAAAAAUAAUAAAAGCAGAAUGUCUAGCAAUGCUAGGACGAUGUCAGGAAGCUCAAGAGAUUGCCAAUGACUCCUUAAGAUUUGAUAGCCUUGAUACAGAAGCAAUAUAUGUAAGAGGACUGUGCCUUUAUUUUGAGGAUAAAGAUGAACAAGCCUUCAAACAUUUUCAACAAGUACUAAGACUGGCACCAGAUCACAAGAAAGCCAUGGAAAUUUACAAGAAAGCUAAACUACUAAAGCAGAAAAAGGAGGAAGGCAAUGAAGCAUUCAAGAUGGGACGAUGGCAACAAGCUUUAACUCUUUACAACGAAGCACUUACAAUUGACAAAAAUAACAGAAAAGUGAAUGCCAAACUAUAUUUUAAUAAGGCAACAGUAUGUGCCAAACUUAACCAAAUCAAGGAUGCUGCAGACGCUUGUACUGCAGCUCUUGAUCUGGACUCAAACUACAUUAAAGCGCUUUUACGUCGUGCCAAGUGUUACACAGAGCUUGGUGAAUAUGAAGAAGCUGUAAAAGACUAUGAAAAGUUAUACAAAAUCGAUAAAAGCAAGGAAAAUAAACAACUGUUACAUGAAGCAAAAAUCGCACUUAAAAAGUCAAAACGCAAGGAUUAUUACAAGAUUCUUGGUGUUGAAAAAACAGCAUCUGAGGAUGACAUUAAAAAAGCAUAUAGGAAGCGAGCUCUUGUCCAUCACCCAGACAGACACGCGGGUGCUACAGAUACGGAACGUCGUGAACAAGAGAAACGUUUUAAGGAAGUUGGUGAAGCUUAUGGAGUCCUCAGUGACCCUAAAAAACGAGCCCGCUAUGACCAUGGACAAGACUUUGAUGACGAUGGCUCUGGUGUUGGUGAUAUUGAUCCAAAUGUCGUAUUCCAAACUUUCUUCCGCGGCGGCCAACCUUUUGAUUUCCAUAGUGGCAGCGGAUUCACCGGUUCUGGCUUCAGUUUUCAAUUUGGCUAAUUCGUAUCAUCAGUUAAAUAUCUAUGCUGAAAACAUUCAUAACCCAACUAUACAUAGAAACUAUCAAAAUUUUGUCAUUCCAUUUUAAUUAUUAUUGUCUAAUGGGCUAAUAAACACAAUACGACGUUGUUUUCAUUUUCACGUCGUGUGUAAUUAAGACCAAAACAACAUAGUCACUAUAGUUGCCUUAGAAAACGCUUAAUAAUAACAGUGUUCCACUCCAGUGUUAAUGUAGACAAAAUAUAUAGUACCUAAAGGACUUGUAAAAACAAUGCCUUAUUAAAAAAAAAAACAAAUGCGAGUAAUAGGUGCUCUGCUAUAACGUAUGUAUGCAACAAUUAUGUAUAUGUGUACCACCAAAUAUAACAAUCUAAUUUUAAAAUAUUUUGUAAUAGGCAUGGACUGAUUAUGUGAUAUUAAUUUUUGCCGUAAAUUUAAUUGAAAUAAAAUUAUAAAACAUAACUAAUUAGAAAACGGAUUGUUCAUUUCUUAUAACUGUUGAUAAAGGAUAAAUUAUAUAGAAAGUAUCCCUGUUAUAUAAUUAAUUUAUGAAAAAAUAAAAUUUGAGGCUACAUUAUACAUAACAUUCUUGAUCAAAUACACCUACUUAAUUAUCACAGUGCACAGCGUUUUCGAAACAUUUCUUAUUAUAAUUUAUACUAAUAGAAUAUUUCGGAAUAUCAUUGCACACAUUUAUUUAAACUCCCUGUACUAUCCAAUUUUAAAGUGUAAAUAAAAAACGACACACAGUUUUGUAGUGGUGUAUUACUCAAUCUUGGGUGUUUAAAUCCACAAAUUUUAUAAAAAAAAAAUUUUGAACAGGCAGAGAUUCACGAGCCACCACCGAUUUCAGGAUACUGUAAUAACGGCUCAACUAUGAACAAACCUAUAAUUUGUUGGGAUACUAAAGUAGAUAUUUAAAAAUAAUCUAGGAUUUUAGUAGUUGUUUUCCGUAGUAUCUGAGUGAUCAUGUAAUAAAUGAUGAAUAACAU